Rotaria sordida is the source of this 978-nucleotide messenger RNA. The record is from the annotation of a GenBank genome assembly. Lineage: Eukaryota; Metazoa; Rotifera; Eurotatoria; Philodinida; Philodinidae.
AUGUAUUUAAUUAUUAUUUUAAUAAUUUUACUUUAUGUGACCUAUUAUGUAUAUAAACAUUUAUUUCCUUCACCUAAUAUUAAUCCAGAUGGUAAAUAUGUUCUUAUUACUGGUUGUGAUACAGGUUUUGGUCAUGCAUUAGCUAUUGAACUUGAUAAACAAGGUUUUAAUGUAUUAGCUGGUGUUUAUAUUUCUAAUAAUAUUAUCAUACUUAAAAAUAAACUUUCAUCAAAUGCCAAUGUUUUUCGCCUUGAUAUUACAAAAGAAGAAGAUAUUAAUGCUGUAUAUGAAUUAGUACAAAAGAAAACAAAUAAACUUCAUGCUCUUGUUAAUAAUGCUGGAAUUGGAGAAUCGGGCUAUAUUGAUUGGAUAACAUUAGAACUAAUACGUAAAACAAUGGAUGUAAAUUUUUUUGGACAUGUAGCAAUGACAAAAAAAUUUUUACCAUUAUUAAUUAAUAAAUAUGAUUCACGUGUUAUUAAUAUUUGUUCAGUAGCUGGUUUUCUAACCACACCAAAUCUAUCGGCUUAUUCAGCUUCAAAAUAUGCUUUAGAAGCAUUUUCUGAUUGUCUUCGUCGAGAAAUGAUUUCAUGGGGUUUGCAUGUUAGUAUUAUUGAACCUGGAUUUAUGCGAACACCCAUAAUUGAAGUAAAUCAUAUAUCUUUUGAAGAAUUUUGGUCAACAUUAUCAAAAGAUGUGCAAACACGAUGGGGUGAAGAUUUUGUUAAAGAACAAUUUAAUAAUCAAAGAAAUAAUGUAUUUAUUAAAUAUGCUGAAGAUCCAAUUAAAGUUGUAUGUGCACUUCAACAUGCUGUUAUGAAUACAAAACCUUAUAUUCGUUAUCGACCAGGUUGGCAAUCAAGUUUUAUCUUUUUUCCACUUUCAAUGCUACCUGCUUGGAUUGUCGAUUUGAUUUUGAUUAAAUUCAACAAGUUAACUAUUCUUCCUGCAAAUGUUUACAAACAAUUAAAAGACUAA